AUAGUGUCGCUCGGAUUGCGCUUCCCGCGAGUGGGCGUCGGAAGAGAAACCAAAGGCGGUUUGAGCACAUAAACAGAAAAUAACAUUCUGAAGACUUUUGUAAGAAGUGAUAGGGGAAAAAAAACCAUAAGAAGUACAUCCUUGUAUGUGUGUCUCGUUGUGCAGCUUUUAAUACUCAGAUAGUAAUGAAGCCACCAUUAUGUCCUCAGUCAGUGAAGUAAAUGUGGACAUCAGAGAUUUCCUGAUGAGCAUCAAUUUGGAGCAGUACUUCUUACAUUUCCGUGAAUUUGGUUUCUAUACUGUGAAGGACUGCAUGUCGAUAAAUGACAGCGUGCUACAUCAAAUUGGAAUAUCACCUACAGGACACCGUAGGAGGAUACUUAAACAGUUACAAAUGAUCUUUUCAAAAAUGCAAGACUUCCCAAUAUAUGCAAAUGUGCAUAAGGCAAAGAACGGCAGCGCUACAAGUGAGCAGCACAGUGUUCUGUCUUCCGGCAGCAACACCUGCAUAGAAUCUUCUGAUUCUGUUACUGUCCAUAGACCUGGCCCGACACCAUCAGAGAUGGUUACAACCAGUACCCUUAGUGAAGGAAACUGUCAGUCUCCUCCAUCACAUGAUAAGCUAUCUCUUUCUUCCCAUGACCUGCCCUAUCCUAAAGAAGAUCGACACCACAAUGUGGAUUCUUCACAAGAUUCUUUAUUUGGUCAUGUAAAUGUUAAAAUAGACUCUUUGAUUACCAAGAAGGCUGAGGAAUAUACAGCUGGAGAAGAACAAACAGAAAAAGUCAAUUUGACAUCAGAAGAUUCCAGCAAGGCACUCAGCACUAACUCUGAAUGUCUUCCCUCUGUGGACUAUCCAGCAUCAGAAGCACAUUCUGGCAGUGGAGCUAAUGGUGUGUUAGAAAGCUUCCCGCCACCCCCGUUCUUUCAGUUUCAAGGGGAGAUGGUUGUGAAUGAACUGUACGUUCCGUCCUCACCCGUCCACAGCCCCAUGAGAAGCCGGAGCAAGUUGGUUUCCAGACCUUCUCGAUCAUUCCUACUGAGACAUCGCCCUGUACCAGAGAUCCCAGGGUCGACAAAAUCAAUUUCAGGGAGCUAUUUCCGUGACAGAAGAAGUAUUACUACCUCAGCUGGAAAAUCUUUGACACUGAAAAAUUCAAACGAGGAUAACUCAACUUCCAUCUUUCCUUAUGGAGAGACAUUUCUCUUCCAGGGACUAGAAAGUUCCAAGAAGAGAUCUAUAAAGAACGAAUUUUGGCCCCAUGAGGACACAGUUAAAGAGGAAGCAGCCACUACAAGAAACUCUAUCCUAAUCAAGUCAAGCAUAUAUGAUAACAGGAAGGAACAAGUGAGUGAAGACAAAGUCGAAGACAUUUGGAUACCCCGCGAGGAUAAAAAUAAUCUUCCACAGGAUUCUGCUUCUGAGUCUGAAUACUCAACAGUAGAGGAAUGCUUCCAGAGUUUAAGAAGAAAAAACUCUAAAGUGCCUAAGUCUAGGACUCAAAAAGCCUUCUACUUGGACCCCUUUAAUAGGCACAGUUAUCCUUUAAGCUCCACAAGUGGAAACACUGAUCCCUCCACCAUCUCCAAUGCCAUCUCUCCCUAUGCCUGCUUCUAUGGAUCUUCUGCAGCCAAAGUGAAAUCCGGAUGGCUGGACAAACUCUCUCCUCAAGGAAAACGCAUGUUUCAGAAGAGAUGGGUAAAAUUUGAUGGCCUUAGCAUUUCUUACUUCAAUAAUGACAGAGAGAUAUACUCAAAAGGAAUAAUCCCCCUCACUGCGAUGUCCACAGUACGGGCUCAAGGAGACAACAAAUUUGAAAUUGUCACAACACAAAGGACUUUUGUUUUUAGAGUAGAAAAAGAAGAAGAGAGAAAUGAUUGGAUCAGCAUAUUGUUGAGUGCACUGAAGUCACCAUCACUUGCCUCCCAGUUGCAAAUAGCUGUGGCACCUGAGAAAUGUGGAUAUCUUGAACUGAGAGGGUAUAAGGCCAAGAUUUUUACUGUGUUAAGGGGCAACAGUGUGUGGCUUUGCAAAAAUGAGCAGGAUUUUAAGAGUGGACUUGGCAUUACCAUAAUUCCUAUGAACGUUGCAAAUGUGAAGCAAGUAGAUAGAGCCGUGAAACAGUCUUUUGAGAUAAUCACUCCCUACAGGAGUUUCAGCUUCACAGCAGAUUCAGAGAAAGAGAAACAGGAAUGGAUUGAAGCUGUGCAGCAGUCGAUAGCAGAAACUCUCUCUGAUUAUGAAGUAGCGGAGAAGAUUUGGUUUAAUGAGUCCAACAGGAGCUGUGCAGAUUGUAAAGCCCCAGACCCUGACUGGGCAUCCAUCAAUCUCUGUGUUGUCAUCUGUAAGAAGUGUGCAGGACAACAUAGAUCUUUGGGACCAAAAGACUCUAAAGUUAGAAGUCUGAAAAUGGAUGCUAGUAUUUGGAGCAAUGAGCUCAUUGAGCUAUUCAUUGUCAUUGGAAACAAGAGAGCAAAUGACUUUUGGGCUGGUAACCUUCAAAAAGAUGAAGAAUUACAGAUGGAUUCACCAGUAGAAAAGAGAAAAAACUUUAUUACCCAGAAAUACAAAGAAGGAAAAUUCAGAAAGACUCUUUUAGCAUCUCUGACCAAAGAAGAGUUAAAUAAGGCUCUGUGUGCUGCAGUAGUGAAACCGGAUGUGCUGGAAACAAUGGCCCUGCUGUUCAGUGGAGCAGAUGUCAUGUGUGCGACAGGAGAUCCUGUGCACAGUACCCCCUACCUCCUGGCCAAGAAGGCUGGGCAGAGUCUACAGAUGGAAUUUCUCUACCAUAACAAGUUCUCAGACUUCCCACAGUAUGAUGCCCAUUCUGAAGGCGGGUCAAGUCAGGAUGCUGCCCAGUCCAUGUUUCUCUGUGACUUCUUGUAUCAGGCUGCCGCCUCUGCCUCUAGAGUCUCCACAGAGAAGAAGCUACUGGAAGAGACAAAUAAAAAAUGGUGUGUUUUGGAAGGCGGCUUCUUGAGUUACUAUGAAAACGACAGGUGUACCACACCUAACGGCACCAUUAACAUCAGCGAAGUUAUCUGCCUGGCUGUCCAUAAAGAGGAUUUCUAUCUGAAUACUGGGCCCAUCUUUGUCUUUGAAAUCUACUUACCUUCAGAACGUGUCUUUUUGUUUGGAGCCGAAACAUCUCAGAUUCAAAGAAAAUGGACAGAGACAAUAGCCAAGCGUUUUGUUCCCUUUGUUGCUGAAAACUUAACAGAAGCUGACUAUGAUCUGAUUGGUCAACUCUUCUACAAAGACUGCCAUGCCCUGGACCAGUGGAGAAAAGGCUGGUUUGCUAUGGACAAGUCUAGCUUGUGUUUUUGCCUUCAACCUCAAGAAGCUCAGGAAGAGAGGAUGCACCUAAGAAGACUGCAGGAGCUAACAAUCAGCACAAUGGUUCAAAAUGGAGAAAAAGUAGAUGUAUUACUCUUGGUAGAAAAAGGGAGAACACUAUACAUCCAUGGGCACUCCAAGUUGGAUUUCACAGUCUGGCAUACUGCAAUUGAAAAAGCAGCAGGUACAGAUGGUAACGCAUUACAAGAUCAGCAGCUCUGCAAGAAUGACGUCCCCAUUAUUGUGAACAGCUGCAUAGCAUUUGUUACACAGUAUGGGUUAGGAUGCAAAUACAUUUAUCAAAAGGAUGGGGAUCCUUUGCACAUAAGUGAACUCCUGGAGAGUUUCAAAAAGGAUGCAAGGAGUGUUAAGUUGCGAGCUGGAAAACAUCAACUUGAAGAUGUGACAGGCGUGCUGAAGAGUUUUCUGUCUGACAUUGAUGAUGCUAUCCUUACAAAGGAGCUCUAUCCAUACUGGGUCUCUGCAUUAGAUACACAAGAUGAAAAAGAAAGAACUGGCAAGUACAGAGCCUUUAUACGCUCUCUUCCUGGGGUCAACAGAGCAACACUCGCGGCUCUAAUUGAACACCUUUACAGGGUUCAGAAAUGCUCAGAAAUCAAUCACAUGAAUGCCCAUAACUUGGCAAUGGUCUUUUCAUCCUACUUAUUUCAAACUAAGGGACAAACUAGUGAAGAAGUCAAUGUAAUUGAAGAUCUAAUUAAUAAUUAUGUGGAAAUAUUUGAGGUUAAAGAAGACCAAGUCAAACAAAUGGACAUAGAAAAUAGCUUUAUAACCAAGUGGAAAGACACUCAAGUAUCUCAGGCUGGAGACUUGUUAAUUGAAGUGUUUGUGGAAAGAAAGGAACCUGACUGUAGUAUUAUAAUCCGGAUCUCUCCUGUGAUGGAAGCUGAAGAGUUAACGAAUGAUAUAUUAGCAAUAAAAAAUAUCGUCCCUACAAAAGGUGAUAUUUGGGCCACAUUUGAAGUCAUUGAAAAUGAAGAGCUAGAGCGUCCCCUUCACUACACAGAGAAUGUGUUGGAGCAGGUCCUUCAGUGGAGUUCAUUAGCUGAACCUGGUUCUGCUUAUCUUGUGGUGAAGAGAUUCUUAACCAUUGACACAAUUAAACAGUGCAGAGAGAAAAGUAUCAAAGAAGGCAUCUUAAAACUCAAAGAAGAACCAUCUAAAAUACUGUCUGGGAAUAAAUUUCAAGAUCGAUGUGUUGUUUUACGAGAUGGACAUCUUUUUAUUUACAAGGAUCCGAAGAGCACCAAACACGAUAAGAUGUUUCCACUUAGGUUGAUGAAGUUUUAUUUUGGCAUAAAAAAGAAAAUGAAGCCCCCAACCAGUUGGGGAUUGACCGCAUAUUCUGAAAAACAUCACUGGCACCUAUGUUGUGACAGUUUACAAGCCCAGAUGGAAUGGAUGGCCAGUAUCUUCAUUGCUCAGCAUGAGAAUGAUAUAUGGCCGCCAGCCGGAAAGGAAAGAAAACGUUCAAUAACCAAAAAUCCCAAGAUUGGAGGUUUACCUCUGAUUCCUAUCCAACAUGAGAGAAAUGCAACCCAGGCCCAGAAGAAUAUUGAGACGGCACGAGCAGAGCUUGAAAGGCUUCGGCUGAGUGAAAAGCAUGAUCAUCGAGACUUUACGGACUCCAGUUUAAAAGACAGAGCCUCCAUCAUAGCCCAGUGCUUGGAGCACAAAGAUGAAAAACUUCGAAAUCGUGCCAGAAAACAUCGCAGUUUCAACUGCCUGGAGGACACGGAGGCAGAGGGCCCACAUAGCCUACCAAGGGGCUAUAAAGGUCUAAAGACACCGAAGAAGACAGAGGACAGAAACAGCAAAGCUACCUUAGACCCUGAUCAUAAGCUGCCAUCGAAGGUCAUUGAGGAACUUAGUGUGGUUCUUCAGAGGUCAAGAACCCUUCCUAAAGAGUUACCAGAUGAACAGACGUUAUAGAAAGAGAUAAAAUAAAUCAUUGCACAAGUUAUUUUUUUUUUUAACAUUGUAUACAACGUGUGUGGAACAGAAAUCAAACUGUAAUUCUUGAGUUUCUAUACCUAGAAGAAUUUGUCGGUAUUUAAGCAAUUUGUUUAUCUCUACUCAAGCAUUGAAAGCUCAUUUUAAAAUAUGUAUAUAUGUGGUUAGGUAUAAGAUCAACUUUAUUUUGGUCUGGAAACUUGUAAAGUUUGAUUGUAUUAACUUUAAUAAGUCUUUGGGUCACUCAAAGUGGCCAGCUCUUUGAAAGUAGAUGUGCAAGUGGGUUAAUUUAUGAGCAGAAAUCUGUACUUUAUUAUGUAAAAUGCUAUGUAUAUAUGAAUCCUAUGAAAUUGUAUCAUAAUUUGUACUACAAGAGGCUUGUAAAUUAAGUUGUCAUGUGUUUUUACGUUAAUAUAGGUUCCAUCUUAGGGAAAAGAAAGGGAAGUGAGUUCCAAAAGAGAAAGAUAUUGCAGUGGCUGCUUAACAAACAUUGAGAAGAAAGCCAAGAAAUUCAAACAAACAAACAAACAAACAAACAAAAAAACAUUCCACUACCCAUGGAGGUGUCCUAAUUCACCAAGAAACAAAUUUUGUUAAGGAGAACCUAUUUGUUAAGAAAAAAAAAAUUCUCAGUGUCUUGAGUGUUUCCAACAAAAAUAUUGACCUGGCCUAUGUUAGUUACGGCACUGGCUACUGCCAUUUAUUGUCAGUAGACAGGUCCCAGGACAUAAUCACUAGACCAGUGCAACUGUCUGUCAGUGUCCGAUCAGAGGAACUUACCCUGCCCUGAAGAAUGUGUGCAUGGGCCCAGCAUGGAUAUCAUUUGCACUGUUGCUGUAUGCAGGCAAUUCUUUAGGGCUUCAAACCGUAUUUUUGGUACGAAUAAAAUUUAUCACCAUGGGGUCUUUUGCUGUUUUUUCUUAUUUACUCCAUUUUUUUUUGUUUCAUUUCUUAAUGUAACACAUAAUGUUUACUUCUGCAUUGUCAGUAUCUACUGGAAGUGGGCAAUCUGUGGCUACUUACACAGCACAUUUGCAGGCAGGCAGUUCACAUUCCAUUUAACCUUUUCUUUCUACCUGUGAAAAUGACAAAGCCCUGCAUUUUUGUUGCCACAUAAUGAUCAGGUACAGACUUGACAAUUUUCAUAACUCAGACUACAUUAGCUUAUAAUGGUUCAUGCCAAGGACAGUGCUUUUUUAAAGAUUUGUUCCAAGUCAAGAUGGUUUGGUGACUCUUACAACUGGAAGUUAUGGAGCUGAUCUUUAUUGCCAACAUUUCUUUCUCCUCUUCUGUAUUUUUUCCUAUUGAUUACAUGUCUGGUUUAUGAAUUCAAGCCUUUAUUUCACUUAUUCACAGAAAGGAAUACUCUAUGAAUUACUAGGGCUGUCUUUACUCAGAUAUGCUAACCACAUGUAUUUGUGGAAGAUAGCAAAGCUUACUAGGAGUCAGUGGAAUUUAUUCUUUACAUCCAAAUAAAUUGUAAUAGAAAUAAUAAAUAAAACUGCAGGCCAGUUUUAGGAGUUGGUGGCACUACUGUGGAUCCUUCAUUCAAGCAAGCUGUUGUGUUGUUUCAGAAAAACUUAAUUUUUGUUAAACUUGUUUCUAAUAUGUAAUCAUAUUCAUAUUUUUUGUGCAGUAAAAAGUCAUAUGGAAAUGGUGUUAUUGGCCUUGAUGGUACUGUUACAUGUGCUAUGGCGUACCUUAUUGGAAUUUCUCCUGAGAGUUGAGCGUAAAAACUGAUCACAUCUGUUUCUCUUCUCUUCAUAAACAAUUGUCUCCAUUUUUCAAAUGUAACAUAAGGGCUAAUGGUUACAUCUCACAUAUUUUGAGUUACAAUUAAAAUAGCUUUACAGGUCCAAUUG
Molecule: messenger RNA, 7173 nt
Organism: Arvicanthis niloticus (Nile rat)
Lineage: Eukaryota; Metazoa; Chordata; Mammalia; Rodentia; Muridae
Gene: Arap2
Product: ArfGAP with RhoGAP domain, ankyrin repeat and PH domain 2
Biological process (GO): signal transduction; positive regulation of GTPase activity
Cellular component (GO): cytoplasm
Molecular function (GO): GTPase activator activity; phosphatidylinositol-3,4,5-trisphosphate binding; protein binding
Source: RefSeq, a predicted model, not a curated record